ACCUUCAUCUGUUCAUGACUGCUGUAGAUCAGACUGAUUAACUGGACUCACCAGUGGAGUUGCAAGUCUUAAUUUAACUAUCAGACUUCAUGACUGUUGUGGAAAUUUACAGGCACUUUUCUGUCAGCUACUGCAGAGUGAUUUUACUGUUCUUGUGCUGUUUGAACUUGCCUUUAUUGGCCAGGUUUUUCUUAAAUGUGUCUUUUUUUAACUCCCUAUUUUUGGAUGCUGUUUUUUGGAUGUUUUCUAUGACUGGUUCAAAAUAGUGUCUGUUUAAUUUUUCAUAGUUUCCAGUCUCAUCUAUAUGCAGCUGUUUUUUCUCAUCUGACUGUGAUAAAAAGACUUUCACUUUCACUUAUUCGCCUGCUUUUUACAUACAGUUUUGUAACCGUUACAUGAAGUCUAAUAAUUGUCCAGCAGACGGCCAUGAUGAACACUGAACUGAUCUGUUUGCAGUGGAAGAGCUAUAAAGAAAAUGAGUGUCACUGCACAGAUAUUCAACUUGCUGUUUCAAGAAUACAACAUCAGCUAUCUUGAUGUUUGUUACAAUGGCAGUGGAUCAUCAUCUUGCACCCUUCAUUCUGCUCCUCAUCAGUAACACAGAAAUAAAGUGGAGUGGAGUGAAGCCAAAAGGGAAAUCUUUGUCAGAGUGAAACAGAUUCUCCUCUGACUGCUGUUAAACGAACUCUGAACUGAGCUGUUGGUUGGACAUUUACGAAGAAACUACUUGAGUGUCAAUGCACAGAUUUUAAACACACUGUUUAAAAAAUGCAGCAUCAGAUGUCUUCGUGUUUGUUACAAUGGAAGUAGAUAUGCUUGCAUCCUUCUUUCUUCUCCUAUUUUCUAACACAGGGUUCAGUGCUGAGAUCUCUGUGUUUGUGCAGACAGGAACUUCUGUUCAACUAAAUAUACAGACACAAGAACUACCAAAGAUGAAUGUCUUCAUAUGGGAAAAAGACAAAUCAACAACAAUAGUUGCAUAUAUAACUGCAAUAAAACAAGUGUUAUCUGACAUUUAUUAUGAGAAGAGAGUAGAGUUUAACACUGAAACCUUCUCUGUGACACUGAAAAACAUGCAAAAAACAGACAGUGGACUCUACAGAGCAAGAUCAGUACAAGAUAAUAAUAAAUUCUUUGCUGAAUACAGAGUAUCUAUUAUAGAUGCUGUGGAGGCUCCUGUCCUGACUGUAAACUCAAACUGGUCCAGCAGUGACUCCUGUACUGUGAACUUAACAUGCAGAGCUCAUGAGCUCAUGAUUAACUCUAGAUAUCAGAACAAAAGCUGCUCUACGGAGGAAGUGACAUCAAAUGGGAUCAACACUCUCAUCCUGAACUGCAGUGAGAACUCCAUCAUCUGUAACCACAGCAAUGCUGUCAGCUGGAAAGAAGACAGAAUAAACAUCACACAGCUCUGUAAAGGGUUUAGUGCUGAGAUCUCUGUGUUUGUGCAGACGGGAGCUUCUGUUCAGCUGGAUAUACAGACACAAGACCUACCAAAGAUUAAUGUUUUCAUAUGGGGAUCAGACAAAUCAGCAAUAGUUACAUAUGUAACUGCAACAAAACAAGUGUUACCUGACAGUUCUUAUGAGAAGAGAGUGGAGUUUAAUACUGAAACCUUCUUUCUAAUACUGAAGAACAUGAUGAAGACAGACAGUGGACUCUACACAGCAAGAACAAUACAAGAUAAUCAAUUAUUUGCUGAAUACAGAGUAUUUGUUAUAGAUGCUGUGGAGGCUCCUGUCCUGACUGUAAACUUAAACUGGUCCAGUGGUGACUCCUGUACUGUGAACUUUACAUGCAGAUCUCAUGAGCUCAUGAUUAACUCUAGAUAUCAGAACAAAAGCUGCUCUACGGAGGAAGUGACAUCAAAUGGGAUCAACACUCUCAUCCUGGGCUGCAGUGAGAACUCCAUUACCUGUAACCACAGCAACGCUGUCAGCUGGAAAGAAGACAGAAUAAACAUCACACAGCUCUGUGAAGAGAAAAAAAGACGAACCCAACUCUCCUAUAGUUCUUACAUGACUGUGCUCCUCGUUGGGUGUGCUGUUGUGGGAGUGAUAGUGUUUGCUGGUUUGGUCCUUUACUGUUGCUGCAAAAAUAAAAGUGUUUACUUAUUUAAAUGAUCUCAUGUUUGAAUCUGACAGUUUCAAUCCAGAACACUGGUCAGUAUUAAACUUAGGCUGUCAGUCUGUAUUAUGAGAAGCAAAUGCAAGUUAACAUGUUUCACACAGCCUGUAAUCUGUGCAGUGAACAUUCUGAUCAUUCAGAUGUCAGGCUGAGGAUACACACUAUGACAAUGUUGAGGUGAGAUUCAACUGAGAGAUCAUCUCAAUUCCUAGAGAAUUUAGAUUUUAAAUGUCAUGUCAAAUUCAAUACUGAGUAUUGCCUUUUUUCACAUUCUGUGGUCAUCUGUGUCUUAUUUCUCUUCAAGGAUUUUCCAUCUUCUAUUACAGAUGUUACAAAUGAGUGUUUUUUACUUCCAUCAUUUACAUUUAAUAUAGUUUCAUGUAUUAUAAUCAUUCUCUCUGUGAGUUUAUAUGCUGUUAUAUUUGUUUACUGCUAUUCUCAAACAAGAGACUGUAAUAUCACAAUGGAACCAACAUGGUUAAGUACAAGUUAACUUUUAUUAUACUAUACUUUGAAAUGACACUGACCAGACAGCUUUAUCUGCCAGUUUCCAUUUCUUUAGAAUUCACAAUUUGUAAUUGUAAUUUGAUUAUGUGCAUCAAAUUUAAGAGUAAUUUAAUAAUAAAUUUAAUAAUAAGGGCGUUAAUCUGUGUUCCAUCAGAGAAAUCUUACCUUUUUGAGCCAAAGAUCUGACUGAAUCAAACCCAAACAAACCCGUAAUCAGUGCAGUAAACACGUUGGUAAUACAGAAGAUGAUGAUGCUGAUUCAAAUGACCUGUUUAAGUCCAGGUUAACUAAUGCUAAUGUUGGCUAUAAAAUAAAUAAAAUGUGCAGUUGUAACCAGCAAUCUGUUAGUACUCCCAUUCAUCUCCCAGACAGUUGCUUGGGUUUAUUGGGUUGCAUUUAUUACUACUAUAUGAUUAAAUAAAAAA
Messenger RNA from Labeo rohita (rohu), 3059 nucleotides. RefSeq lists its product as uncharacterized. NCBI's taxonomy places the organism in Eukaryota, Metazoa, Chordata, Actinopteri, Cypriniformes, Cyprinidae. Bases 801 to 2123 code for a protein of 440 amino acids. The record is from RefSeq and is a predicted model, not a curated record. The transcript has 7 exons.